Molecule: messenger RNA, 1242 nt
Organism: Orbilia oligospora ATCC 24927
Lineage: Eukaryota; Fungi; Ascomycota; Orbiliomycetes; Orbiliales; Orbiliaceae
Exons: 3
Coding region: 1-1242 (413 amino acids)
Molecular function (GO): FMN binding; oxidoreductase activity
Source: RefSeq, a predicted model, not a curated record
AUGAACGGCACUUCUACCCCUCCAAAUAUACCCCGCGAAAUCUUAUCCCUUAAGGACCUUGAGGCAAAAUGUUUGGAAACAAUGGCGCCGAUGGUGAGGGACUACCUCUAUGACGGUGCAGAGGAAGGGCAUACUAUUCGUGAGAACCUUGAAGUCUGGGACCGAUGGCUGGUGAUCCCACGUAUGAUGCGCGACACGUCGAAUGUAAACCUUACUCCUCGAACCCACCAAUUCAACCAAUCAUGGUCACUUCCACUGGGUAUUGCUCCAUCAGCGAUGCAGCAACUCGCACACCCUUUUGGCGAGAAGGCUACGGCCGCAGCCGCGCGAAGUAUGAAUAUCCCGUUUGGGUUAUCCACCUUUUCAAAUUACACGAUCGAGGAAGUGAAAGAUGCUGGUGGGGAUAGUGUGGUAGGGUUGCAAAUGUAUUUAUUGGAAGGCAGGAGGGAUUUGAAUAUCGAGUUGGUGAAACGGGCAGAAGCUGCCGGCUAUAAAGCCAUAGUUCUAACGGUCGAUAGUCCAGUCCCCGGAAACCGCCCAGGACUGAUAAAAUCCAACUUUGUGAUGCCGAAGCAUAUGAGAUUCAGGAAUUUCUCCGAGGACUUUGGUGGUCCGCUAGAUCAAGCCCAGGAUACGCAAUUUAAUGAUGAUUCUGUAACGGCAAAAAUCGCAAACAGUUCAAAUCCAGAUAGCGCUGCCGCGUGUAGACAAGAGCAAACUACAACAUCUCGGGGCAACCAAUUAAUCGUUGACCCGUCGAUAAACUGGGAGAGAGAUAUGACGUGGUUACGAGAACACACGUCGUUAGAGAUAUGGGUGAAAGGGGUACUGCAUCCAUUGGAUGCGGAAGAAGCGAUCGCCCAUGGUGCGAAUGGCAUAAUGGUGUCUAAUCAUGGUGGUCGACAACUUGAUACCUGUGUCUCGGCGCUCGAUGUUUUGCCUGCAAUUGUCAAACAAGUGAAUGGUAGAGUUCCUGUACAUCUUGACGGUGGGAUAAGAAGAGGUGGGGAUAUAUUCAAGGCUUUGGCUUUAGGUGCAGAUUUUGUGUGGAUUGGGAGGCCGGUAUGGUGGGGGUUGGAGGUGGCAGGAGAGGAAGGGGUUAGGUGGGUCAUCCAAACUUUGAAGAGGGAGUUUGAAGUUGUGAUGAAGUUGAUGGGCUGUAGGCAUGUUGGGGAGAUAAAGAGGGAGAUGGUGGUGACUAAGAAUGGGCUAUUGAGUAUGGGGGGUACUGGAGUCUUUUAA